This is a messenger RNA of Cryphonectria parasitica EP155, 1116 nucleotides long. RefSeq lists its product as uncharacterized. Lineage: Eukaryota; Fungi; Ascomycota; Sordariomycetes; Diaporthales; Cryphonectriaceae. The record is from RefSeq and is a predicted model, not a curated record. The transcript has 2 exons. Gene Ontology annotation, cellular component: cytosol. Gene Ontology annotation, molecular function: UDP-glucose 4-epimerase activity. Gene Ontology annotation, biological process: beta-D-galactose catabolic process via UDP-galactose, Leloir pathway. The annotation marks the transcript as partial.
CUAGUCACAGGCGGAGCUGGUUAUAUUGGUUCACAUACCGUGCUGGAGCUACUCACAGCAGGCUUCGCAGUCGUUGUGAUCGACAAUCUCUGCAACAGCCAUCUGGAGUCUCUUCUGCGGGUUCACUACAUUGCCAGGAUCGAAUUUGAACGAUGCAGCCAGGGAGCACAGCCUGUUCCACCCAUUCUUUUCCACAGGGUCGACAUCCGGAACAAGCACAGUAUGAGCGGAUUAGCGGACAAACCAGAAUCGCAUGGCAGGAUCGUCUGUGUGAUUCACUUCGCUGCUCUCAAGGCGGUCGGAGAGUCCUUGUCCAUCCCCCUAGAGUACUACGAGGUCAACGUGGCCGGCCUCCUUUACCUCCUAAAGGCCAUGCGCGCCCACAAGGUCAACACCUUCGUCUUCUCGUCCAGCGCCGUGGUGUAUGGCAUGGAUCACGGAGCAGGUAUCACGGAGGACGCCGUGAACACCGCAGGCAAAGGCAGCGGCGGAGGCCUGCUCACGAAUCCCUAUGGUCGGUCCAAGUGGAUGUCAGAAGAGAUUAUCAACGACUUCUGCGUCUCGAAUCCUGGUUUCCAUGCGACAUCACUGCGGUACUUCAAUCCAACGGGGGCACACGCCAGCGGCCUCAUCGGUGAGAACCCAAAGGGCACGCCCAACAACAUCGUGCCUGUGAUCCUCCAGGCAUACGAGAGACGGCGCAGCAGGGUGCAAGUGUUUGGGUCUAGCUACGACACCAACGACGGGACUGGUGUGCGUGAUUAUAUCCAUGUGUCGGACCUGGCCAAGGGUCAUCUCGCUGCCCUGAGAAAGGCCGUCUUAGACCAAGACAACAGCACAGGAAUGAUAGCAGAACCUGACACUCACUACAACGUGUACAAUCUCGGCACCGGCAGAGGCUACUCGGUUCUCGAGAUCAUCAGGGCCUUCUCCAAAGCCGCAGGAGCAGACGUCCCCUUCUCGGUCGGCGCCGCACGCCCAGGCGACCUCGGGACGGUGACGGCGUCUGCCAACAAGGCAGCGACCGAGCUCGACUGGAAGGCCGAGUUCGACCUCCAGGACAUGUGCAGGGACGUGUUCAACUGGGCGUGUUCGAACCCAGGCGGGUACGAGCAG